CCUUUUCUCCUCCCUCCCAUUUCUUUCCUUUCUUUCUCAUCAAUCCACUCCAUUGAUGCAAUCCACCCUUUUACCUGAAAGAACAUUACGCCUUUGACUCAUCUUGGAACCCACACCAGAAAUGAGGAAUCAGAAGCUCAAAGGAAUGGAAGAUAUUGAUAAGAAGAAGGGGCUAUGGCUUCCAGACAGCAUAAUGGCAGAUAUACUGUGCAGAUUGUCCUCAAAAGAACUGGCCAGGCUGAGGUUCGUUUCGAAGGAAUGGCAGUCCAUCGUCUCCGAUCGGACAUUCGUCUCACUUCAUCUCACCAUGAAACGACGACGUCCCAAAGAGAAGCUCUCUGGAUUCUUCCUCCAAGGAAGGCACUAUUGGUGCAAUGAGGACAUCAAAUCUGUGAGCUACAUAGCGUCUUCCGACGAUGGCGUCAGAAAGGCGGCAGAGAAGAGCGUGCUGAGCUUUCUCCCGGAAGAGGUGGUCAUUCUUUCUUCCACUCAUGGCCUUCUCUGCUGCCGGAGCCUCUUCCUCUCACCUUAUUCUUCUCAGCCCCGUCUGGUCUAUGUCUGCAACCCUCUCACAAAGGAAUGGACUUCUCUUGAAUGGCCUCACCCUCCUCAAGAAAAAGAAACCAGCACUGCCUUGGUUCUCCACCUCUCCAUUUCCCCUACUCAUGUUUCCACAGAUUUUUAUCUCGUUUCAGUUUGCCAAAGAGUAGCCACCGCAAUGACCGAUUUGGGGAAUGACCAGGAGGAAGAUGAAGACGAUGAUGAGUUCGAGUUCCGGUUCAAGACAUACUCAUCCCGAACGAAAGAAUGGCGAGAGUCGAAAGAGGUGUGCAUUUGCAGCAAGAAGUUGCAGAAAAAGGGGUGUAGUGUGGGUGGGGAAGGUGGCGGAAUCAUAUACUGGCUGACAGCGGAUAACCGUGUGCUCAUGUUUGAUUUUAGGAAUGAUCUUUGUUGGAUGAUCAAGGCACCUUUUCCGUCUUCGGAGCUGAACUUCACACCCGGGGUGUGUUUGGGAGAAGGAGGUGAUGAUGGGAGGCUGAGGUAUGUGCUGAUUUCCCAGGACGGGUUCAUGGUCUGGGAGCUGGAUGAUCAGUUUGCAUCCGUUUGGUCACUCAAAUACUUCAUAGCUCCUGAUGAGCUGGAGAAGGAGAAUCCUGAAAGCAUGUUUCGCAUCUCCAAGAUGCUGCAGUCUCAUCUCACUAUUGAGUCGGGUCCUUGGAUCAAUCCUUUGUCUUUCAAGGAUUCAAUUCUGCUGCUGUGGAUAUCUCCUGAUAUCUAUGUGUUUGACUUCGAAACGCGGAAGGCGAAAUUGCUAUGCCCGGAAUCCGCUUUAGGACCGAGCUCUUGUUUAUCCCCAAUUGUCCUUCCUUACACCAUGAGUUUGGUUCCUUUAGGUUAACCACACAUCAUAUAUAUAUACAUAUGAAGGGAAGUGCUGGAAGGAGUGUUCCUGUGAUCUGUUUUGGUCUCAUUGUCAAACUUUACCAGCAGCCAUUUUGUUGAUCACAAGGGGCGGGCAUGCAUUCAAUAGCUGCUGCUUUUUUGCUCACUACCUUAGUAAAGUGCACCACUGCACAUAUAUAUAUAUAUAUAUAUAUAUAGACAUCUCAAAUUAGCUCAAGUAACCUGCUUAUUUUGAACUAGAG
This is a messenger RNA of Cuscuta epithymum, 1646 nucleotides long. The record is from the annotation of a GenBank genome assembly. NCBI's taxonomy places the organism in Eukaryota, Viridiplantae, Streptophyta, Magnoliopsida, Solanales, Convolvulaceae.